This is a messenger RNA of Gilbertella persicaria, 1341 nucleotides long. Its product is annotated as sterol 24-C-methyltransferase. Gene Ontology annotation, molecular function: sterol 24-C-methyltransferase activity. The coding region runs from base 173 to 1294 and encodes 373 amino acids. NCBI's taxonomy places the organism in Eukaryota, Fungi, Mucoromycota, Mucoromycetes, Mucorales, Choanephoraceae. The transcript has 3 exons. Gene Ontology annotation, biological process: ergosterol biosynthetic process. Gene Ontology annotation, cellular component: endoplasmic reticulum. The record is from RefSeq and is a predicted model, not a curated record.
AAAUAAAAAAACUCUCUUUUUUUAUAUCUUUGCUAAAGUCAUGUAUUACUCAAGAAACGGAUCAUGACACAGAACGGCACCUCAUCCAGAUUAGAUUUCAAUGGCAGCUCUUCAUUAUUAAACUCUAAAUUUUUUUUUUCUCUCUUCUCUCUUUUCCUUUCAUCAUCUCAUCAUGACUACUGGUACUGUAUCCACUCAACACUCUGAAGAUAUUGCUUUUGCUCGCGCACUUCAUGGUGAAAAAGUCAAAUCUGGUUUAUUAGCCAAUUUGUCUUCUAAGAAUGCUGAUGUUCAUAACGUGGCUACUGAUACUUACCUCAAGAUGUGGAAGAAGCCUGAAGCUGAAACAAAAGAAGAUGAAGAUAAGCGUCUGGAUGGCUAUACAUCGCUUGUAAACUCGUAUUAUAACUUGGCUACUGAUUUCUAUGAAUACGGUUGGGGUUCUAGUUUCCACUUUUGUCGUUAUUAUGUAGGUGAAGAAUUCAACCGUGCCAUUGCUCGUCAUGAACACUAUUUGGCUUCCAACAUUGGUAUCAAGAGCCAUAUGCGUGUCCUUGAUGUAGGUUGUGGUGUAGGUGGUCCUGCGCGUGAAAUUGCUCAUUUCACUGGUGCUCACGUGACUGGUUUAAACAACAAUGCCUAUCAAUUACAACGUGCUAGACACUAUGCUGCUAAAGAACUCUUGCAAGACCAAACUGAAUUCAUCAAGGGUAACUUUAUGGAAAUGCCUUUUGAAGAUAAUUCAUUUGAUGCUGUAUAUGCUAUUGAAGCUACAUGUCAUGCUCCUGUCUUUGAAGGUGUCUAUGGUGAAAUCUACCGUGUUUUGAAGCCCGGAGGCAGUUUUGGUUGUUAUGAAUGGUGCAUGACAGAACACUACGAUGAGUCCAACCCUGAACACCGCGAAAUCGCUCACCGUAUCGAAAUCGGUAAUGGUAUUCCCAAGAUGCGCCGUACAGAUGUCUGCUUAAACGCACUCAAGAAUGUUGGAUUUGAUGUGCUCAUGAACCAAGAUUUAGCUGACAUGGGUGAUGCUAUUCAAUGGUAUUAUCCUCUUGAAGGUGAUAUUCGUAAAUGUCAAACUGUCAAGGAUGUCUUUACCACUUUGGCCAUGACCAAGUUGGGUCGUUUCACAACCACUAAUUUGGUGCGUGUGUUGGAGAAAGUCGGAUUGGCUCCUCAAGGCACAGUAGAGACUCAAAAGUUCUUGGAAACAGCUGCUGAUGCUUUAGUUGAAGGUGCUCGCAAGAAUCUAUUUACACCCAUGUUUUUCUUUGUUGCCAAGAAGCCUGAAUAAAUGGAUCAUAUCAUGUUUAUUUUAUAACAACAAUAAUAAUAAUAAUA